UAAUGCAGCCGGGUAUUUUUUUUUUCUUUCUUGCUCGGUCUGUCUUAAACGUCUGCAGACUGUUGUGGCUUGGUUAGAAUUCACUUUAGCCACUCGUGUUUUUAUGACAUGCUUUAGUCACUAGUGACAGACUGUGUAUUUUAGUAGAAACCCUGAAGUGUUUUACUAUUACCUAUUCUAGUCAGGGUGGCGUUGUUUAUAUCCGGCUAAAUCUCUUCAGAAGCCUCCCUGCUGUCGAGCUCCCGAGGACGGACAUGAGUUUGUUCAACCUUGAAAGGUUUCGUUAUCAGAAGGAGAAGACGACAGAACACGUCUUGCCGUCGGUCAGUUCACCCAAACAAGAGCGGUACAGACUGGUGAAUGACUGCAGCUCGGAGAAGGAGAAUUACCCGGAACGCCGAGUGAAACCGGACGGCAGACGAGGAAGAGGAAAAAUCCCCCGCCAUGCACUGGAGGAUGUGUCGUCUGAUGAUGAGGCCUGUAAAAGAGCAAGGGUCCCUACAACGCAAGCAUCGGCAAGGAAGGCCACGGUAUGUGAAAAGCAGACAAAUCUUGAGAUGGAAGAUAAACUGACCAAGCUUUUGGAAAUGUUUCCUCAGAGGAGCAGAAGUGAAUUGCAGGAGGUGAUUGAGAGUACCAGCACACUGGAGGGAGCCAUAGCAUAUUGCUUGGUGGCCUACAAAGAAAAGGAUUCAUCUAAGACAAAAGGCAGAGCAGCACACAGUGAUGAUGCUGAGAUGCAGCCAAAGAAGCGCAGGAAAACCGAGGAGCCGGAUAUUGAACCAGGGUCUGAAGAGGAGACCCAAAAGCCAAGCAGAGAAAAGAGAGAUAUCUUGGUGCAAAAACUCAAAAAGAAGUUUCCAAAAAUGGAAAAAGUGGUACUGAGAGACAUUCUAAGAGAGCAUGAGUGGGAUUUUGAAAACGCCUUGGGAUCAUUGCUCUUGUUUUCAUCAGAAUCAGACUCUAUCCCUGAAGAGAAUGAAAAGGUGAUGCCAAAACCUUCAAAGAGCAGCCAAGUAAGCAGUGGUGAUGGGAAGGAAAAGCCAACCUCCUCUAAUCUGGCAAGAUGGUUAACACCAGUAUCAAGUAAAUCUCCUUCAAGAGCAAAGUCCCCAUCUAAUAGUUCAACCUCAAGACAAGGCAAAACAAGUAGCCGUAAGCCUGAGAAAUUAAAAGCUGAAAGGUUAAAACCAGAACACAAGGAAGAAUCGGAUAACUCAGAACCUGACAGUGAGGUUGAGGAUGAGUCUGAUGAAUUUGACGUGGAAGGUGAGGAUAAUAGCUUUGAUUCCAGGGUCCAGGAGCAGAUAUUGAACUUUUUUCAGGAGUCUUCAGUGGAUGAACUAAGUUUGAUAUCUGGAUGCUCAUUGAAAAAAGCCCAGAAGAUUAUUUCGCUGAGACCAUUUAACACAUGGAAAGAUGUGAAUGAGCAGUUCCAUAAGGAUAAUGGCUUGUCUAUGGAUUUGGUACAUGGCUGUAAGAAUGUGCUAAAGGAAAGGCAAGUAGUGAAGCAACUCAUGAACAAGUGUGAGAGCAUAGCCAAGAAAAUGACCAAAGACAUUACUGGGGUUAUAGGCUUGGGCGGAAUGAAACAGCCGACCACCCUCAACAGCAAGUUGAAAUUACAGCCAUACCAGCUGAUAGGCUUAAAGUGGCUUAUUCUCUUACAUCAGCACAAUCUCAGUGGAAUCCUGGCUGAUGAAAUGGGUCUAGGAAAGACAAUUCAGGCAAUUUCCUUUUUGGCUUAUCUUUAUCAGAAGGGCAUUAAGGGCCCUCAUCUCAUCACUGUACCCUCAUCAACUGUCGAUAACUGGGUAAGAGAACUAGAGCUGUGGUGUCCCAGUCUGAAGGUCAUUGUUUAUUAUGGCUCUGUAGAGGACCGCAAAUACCUUCGCCAUGAAAUUCUCAACAACCAAGUAGAAUUCAAUGUUAUCGUGUCUACAUAUAACUUAACAAUAGGCAAUGAAAAUGAUCGCAGUCUUUUCCGCAAAUUGAAGUUGCAGUAUGCGGUGUUUGAUGAGGGCCACAUGUUGAAGAACAUGAACUCGCUCCGCUACCGCCAUCUCAUGGCCAUAAAUGCUGAACAGAGGUUGUUGCUCACUGGAACACCUUUACAAAACAACUUGCUUGAACUCAUAUCCCUGCUCAACUUUAUUAUGCCCUCCAUGUUCUCCAGCAGCACUUCACAGAUUUCCAAAAUGUUCUCCACGAAAUCAUCAGAAGAGGAAAGUAGUUUUCAUAAAGAGAGAAUCGCGCAAGCCAAGCUCAUCAUGAAGCCCUUUAUUCUGAGACGAGUCAAGAGUGAGGUACUGAAACAACUACCGCCUAAGGUGGAGAAGAUUGAAAUGUGUCCCAUGAGUGAAGCUCAGCAGCAGCUCUAUGACCGUCUCUUUAGUAGACUAAAGAACACUGUUAAUAAAGAGAAGCGGGAGCUCAGUAAUGUGAUGAUGCAGCUAAGAAAGAUGGCCAAUCAUCCUCUGUUGCACCGGCAGUACUAUACAACAGAGAAGCUUGCAGCCAUGAGCCGAGCCAUGCUGAAGGAACCAACACAUUUUGAUGCGGACCCUGCACUGAUCCAAGAAGACAUGGAGGUGAUGUCCGACUUUGAGCUGCAUAACCUUUGCAAAGAAUACAGCUCCAUCUCCAGGUUUCAGCUGGAAAAAGAGCUCCUUCUAGAUUCUGGAAAGUUUUCUUUGCUUACCAAGUUAUUAGGCACAUUCAAAGAGAAGGGUGACAGAGUAGUGCUCUUUAGCCAGUUCACCAUGAUGCUGGACAUUGUGGAGAUUUUACUUAAACACCUUGGUCACCAGUAUGUUCGACUGGACGGCUCCACACCUAUGGCAGAAAGAAUUGGACUCAUAGACAAAUACAACACAGACCCUGAAAUAUUUGUCUUCCUUCUGUCAACUCGUGCGGGCGGCCAGGGGAUCAACCUUGCCUCUGCUAAUGUAGUGAUUCUUCAUGAUAUUGACUGCAAUCCUUUCAACGAUAAGCAAGCAGAGGACCGCUGCCAUCGAAUGGGGCAGAGCAGGAGUGUGCAGGUUGUAAAACUGAUUAGUAAAGAUUCAAUCGAGGCCUGCAUGCUGCGUGUCGGGCAGGAGAAACUCAAACUUGAACAAGACAUGACUACUGAUGAGGGUGAAGAGGGCUCCAUGUCCGAGGAUGUGGCUGAACUGCUGAAAGCAUCACUGGGCCUGUGAUGUAAAAACAGUACAAACACUGCCUACAAUUUUCUCACCAGUAUCCAUGAUUGUGCACUUGCUAGUCAUAUGUAGGCAGUAACAGGUAUCUGUGUCAUUUGACUGAAAACUAGCCACUUUAUACUUUACUGCUGGUGUUUAUUUGGGUCCUGUUCUGUCAUAUCCUCAUUUUGUCUCGGGUUGAAAGUCUAGCACUACCUUCAUCUUAACCCUGGUUGAAUUUACUUUUUUGAUCUGUGUUGUUUUCCUAACUUUAAUGUAAUUUUUAUUUUUUUUAAAUGUGUCUUGUAUUAUGUUGUAUAUGUGCCUGUCAAAUAAAGACAGUUUUUUU
Messenger RNA from Clarias gariepinus (North African catfish), 3531 nucleotides. It is a transcript of the gene smarcad1a, whose product is annotated as SWI/SNF-related, matrix-associated actin-dependent regulator of chromatin, subfamily a, containing DEAD/H box 1 a. Gene Ontology annotation, molecular function: ubiquitin binding; DNA binding; ATP-dependent chromatin remodeler activity. Gene Ontology annotation, cellular component: nucleus. Bases 255 to 3200 code for a protein of 981 amino acids. NCBI's taxonomy places the organism in Eukaryota, Metazoa, Chordata, Actinopteri, Siluriformes, Clariidae. The transcript has 23 exons. The record is from RefSeq and is a predicted model, not a curated record.